This is a messenger RNA of Ochotona curzoniae (black-lipped pika), 558 nucleotides long. It is a transcript of the gene CIB4, whose product is annotated as calcium and integrin binding family member 4. Gene Ontology annotation, molecular function: calcium ion binding. The record is from RefSeq and is a predicted model, not a curated record. Bases 1 to 558 code for a protein of 185 amino acids. The transcript is spliced from 7 exons. NCBI's taxonomy places the organism in Eukaryota, Metazoa, Chordata, Mammalia, Lagomorpha, Ochotonidae.
AUGGGGCAGUGUCUGAGGUACCAGAUGCACUGGGAGGAUCUGGAAGAAUACCAGGCCCUGACCUUCCUGACCAGGAACGAAAUUCUAUGCAUCCAUGACACCUUCCUGAAGCUGUGCCCCACAGGCAAGUCCUACAAGGAGGCCACGCUGACCUCAGAGCAGCUCAGCUCCCUGCCAGCCCUAAGGGUCAACCCCUUCCGAGACCGCAUCUGCAGGGUGUUCUCUCACAACGGUGUGUUCUCCUUUGAGGAUGUGCUGGGCAUGGCGUCCGUGUUCAGUGAGCAGGCCUGCCCCAGCCUGAAGAUCGAGUACGCCUUUCGCAUCUAUGAUUUCAAUGAGAAUGGUUUCAUCGACGAGGAAGACCUGCAGAGGAUCAUACUGCGCCUGCUCAACAGUGCUGAUGUAUCUGAGGACCUGCUGAUCGACCUCACGCACCACGUCCUGAAGGAGUCAGAUCUGGACAACGACAACAUGCUAUCCUUCUCUGAGUUUGAGCACGCCAUGGCCAAGUCUCCAGACUUCAUGAACUCCUUCCGGAUCCACUGCUGGGGAUGCUGA